UAUAUAUAUAAUAUAUUACACACAAAGUACAGGCACACAACCAGCUAAUCGAUUUUGACCUAUUCAGUUCAACCACGUGAGCAAGGAGAAGAGGAGAGAGAAACAGAGAGAGAGAGAGAGCUUCUGUGCAAAAUGACGAGGACGCUGCUCAGCUUUCCGGCCAUCAUCGACGCCGGAGGACUGCGGGCCAGCUGGUGGGACGAGAUCGACGAGUCCGACAAAUGGCAGGACGGAAUAUUCUUCUCGCUCUGCGCCGCCUACGCCCUCGUCUCCACCGUCGCCCUUAUACAGUUGAUUAGGAUUGAACUAAGGGUGCCUGAGUUUGGUUGGACCACCCAAAAAGUCUUCCACCUCAUGAACUUCAUUGUGAAUGGAGUUCGUGCUCUUCUGUUUGGAUUUCAUUAUCACGUGUUUCUCUUGCAUCCCAAGGCUUUGACUUUGAUACUGUUGGAUUUUCCUGGCCUGCUCUUCUUUUCCACAUAUUCGCUUCUUGUCCUUUUUUGGGCAGAGAUUUACCAUCAGGCUAAAAGUUUGCCAGCAGAUAAACUGAAGAUUUUCUACAUUGCCAUCAACGGUGCAAUUUACUUCAUACAGGGCUGUAUUUGGGUAUACCUCUGGAUAGAUGAUAACAGCACUGUGGAAUUCAUCGGGAAGAUAUUUAUUGCAGUGGUAUCACUUAUAGCUGCAUUAGGGUUUUUGCUAUAUGGAGGAAGGUUAUUUUUCAUGCUCAAACGCUUCCCUAUUGAAUCUAAAGGAAGGAGAAAGAAACUCCAUGAGGUUGGAUCCGUAACGGCUAUAUGCUUCACUUGCUUUCUAGUAAGCUGCUUCGUGGUUGUGCUGUCAGCAUUUGAUUCAGAUGCAACACUUGACGUAUUGAACCAUCCAAUCUUGAACUUAAUCUACUACACGCUGGUCGAGAUUCUUCCUUCAGUUCUUGUCUUGUACAUUUUGCGGAAGUUACCUCCCAAAAGAAUAUCAGCACAGUACCAUCCAAUCCGCUAGUCAACGGAAUGGUGCAGUAGUCGUACAAUUAGGUGGCUUUGCUUGAAGGGUUCCUCUGGUUCAAGCUUCGUAUCUGGUGGUCUUACAAGAUCAAACCAGAGCCUAGAAAACAAAGUCCAGAUUUAUUAUUGUUCUGGGUUGUUUCUUGUGCUGAUCUUAAGCUGAGGAUAACAAUAAAACUAUUUUUUAGACUGUGACAUGGAAAAAGUUCGCCAUUUUGUCACAUUUUGCAGUUUAACGUUUUUUGCUUCUCGUAAUUGUAAUGUUGCAAAUUACUUUCCUCGUACUAAAUCGUCGAGUUCUGAGUGCUAUUGUCCAUCUA
Messenger RNA from Erythranthe guttata (spotted monkey flower), 1324 nucleotides. RefSeq names its product tobamovirus multiplication protein 1. Gene Ontology annotation, cellular component: plant-type vacuole membrane. Lineage: Eukaryota; Viridiplantae; Streptophyta; Magnoliopsida; Lamiales; Phrymaceae. The record is from RefSeq and is a predicted model, not a curated record.